AUGUGCGAAAGCAAGGUCUGGCUCAUUACAGGAUGCUCUUCUGGCUUUGGCCGAGAGAUUGCCCUCGCCGCUCUCGCACGCGGUGACACCGUCGUGGCCACCGCGCGAGACCCUGCCACACUGGCCGAUCUCGAGGCAACGGGUGCCAUUGGGCAGCGUCUUGACGUGACAGAGGGAGACGCCAAUCUUGCUGCCGUCGUGGACGACAUAGUAGCCAAGACGGGUGGCAGGAUCGACAUCCUAGUCAACAACGCUGGAUACAUCCUCACCGGGGCCGUGGAAGAAUGCAGCCGCGACGAAAUCCAGGCCAUCUUCAACACCAACGUCUUUGGCCAGCUCAGCGUCGCUCGCGCCGUCCUGCCCAUCAUGCGGCGACAGAGAAGCGGCACUAUUGCCAACCUUGGCAGCAUUAUCGGCUGGCUCGGCAUGCCGGGCGGUGGCAUGUACUGCGCUACCAAGGCCUGCGCCGCCAUGCUCUCCGAGGCCCUGCGUGGCGAGGUCGCCCACCUCGGCAUCAAGGUGACGUGCAUCGAGCCAGGCUACUUCCGCACCCCCUGCCUGGCCCCGGGCCGCCGAAUCCGCGCCCGGACCGUCAUUGAAGAGCUGGAGGAGGGGGCGACGGGCGCCACCAUACGCUAUCUGGACGCUGUUGACGGCAGACAGCAGGGAGAUCCGGCCAAGGGAGCGGCGGUGAUUGUCGAGGCGCUCACGGGCACGGGCAGGGCGGUGGGCCGAGAGCUGCCCCCUAGGUUUGUGAUUGGAAAGGACGCGUACGAGAUUGUGUCGGAGAAUAUCAACUCGAACCGAGCAAACUUGGAGUCGUGGAAGGAUUUGACCACCUUGACUGAUCAUGAUUCUUGA
Molecule: messenger RNA, 861 nt
Organism: Cordyceps militaris CM01
Lineage: Eukaryota; Fungi; Ascomycota; Sordariomycetes; Hypocreales; Cordycipitaceae
Product: 3-oxoacyl-(acyl-carrier-protein) reductase
Exons: 1
Coding region: 1-861 (286 amino acids)
Source: RefSeq, a predicted model, not a curated record